AUGGAUGGCAAGUUUGCUGCGUACUGCAAGGCGCUACCCAAGGUGGAGCUGCACGCACACAUCCACGGAUCCAUUAGGCCAUCGACCUUGGAGGAACUGUUGCAAGAUGAAGCGAACCUGAAGGGUACAGAGCCGCUGCGACUCCCGAAGAAUCGCAGUUUGGAGGAGUGUUUCGAGAUGUUCGGGCUGAUCCACCAAGUCGUCACUAGUCGACGCGUGCUCCGCCGGAUUGUCAUUGAAGCAGUGGAAGAUUUUGCCGCAGAGAAUGUCAAGUAUUUGGAGCUGCGCUCUACGCCGCGUGAUAUGCCGAGAGAUCGUGCCACACGUGCAGACUAUGUGGACGAAGUGGUGGCAGCGCUUGAGGAAUGUCACGCGCGACGAGAUCUGGAUAUUGAGGUGCGAUUACUGCUCAGCAUCAACAGGAACCAGCCGUUGCAGCUCGCAGAAGACACUGUUGAUAUGGCAAUCAAGCGCAAGAGCGAGCAGCACUGCCCAUUCAUUGUGGGUAUCGACCUCAGCGGAAACUCAGAGCGCCCAGAUUCCGAAUUCUAUCGCUUCGAGAAUGUGUUAGAGCGUGCGAGAGCCGGCGGCCUCAAGCUCGCUGUGCACUUCGCCGAACACUUCGACGACGAUGAGUCCACUCGGAUCCUCGACUUUCGACCGGACCGACUGGGCCACGCCUGUUGCCUACCGGAGCCUCUCUACGCCAAGAUGCUGGAGCUACGAAUACCCGUCGAGAUAUGCUUGACCUCCAACGUGCACACUCUAGCGAGAUACCGCAACGAAGGGGACUGCAUUUGUUCAUCAGAUGAAAAGCACGAUGUCUCAGGGCUGUGUGUGUGCGGCUUUACCUCGCACCCGCACGGCAAGCUGCUCGCCAACGAUCGCAACCAAGAGCAGCAGUUCGGUGUUUACCCCAUGUGUAUCUGCACAGAUGACCACGGCGUCCUGGGCACGACCCUAACGAUCGAGUACAUGCGUGCCGCGCAGGCGUUCAAAUUAAGCAAGACGCGACUUCUAGAUAUCGCACGAUCACCCAUAGAGGCAAUCUUCGACCAGAGCCAAGUAUCGAAAUUGAAGAAGUUUUUCCACUGA
This is a messenger RNA of Phytophthora infestans T30-4, 1095 nucleotides long. RefSeq names its product adenosine deaminase-like protein, putative. The transcript has a single exon. Bases 1 to 1095 code for a protein of 364 amino acids. The record is from RefSeq and is a predicted model, not a curated record. Gene Ontology annotation, biological process: inosine biosynthetic process; adenosine catabolic process. NCBI's taxonomy places the organism in Eukaryota, Oomycota, Peronosporomycetes, Peronosporales, Peronosporaceae. Gene Ontology annotation, molecular function: adenosine deaminase activity.